AUGAAGAGGAAGUAUCAGGGAACGACGAAGGCAAAAAGAUCACUAUUGCAAACACUUCGCACUGAUUUUGAGACUUUACAGAUGAAGAUAGGCGAAUCAAUUUCAGAUUACUUCUCAAGGACUAUGGAAAUAGCAAAUAAGAUGCGGAUUCAUGGUGAAAAACUGGAAAAUGUCACCAUUAUUGGAAAGAUCCUCCGCUCCAUGACAUCAAGAUUCAAUUAUGUUGUUUGUUCAAUUGAGGAAUCGAAAGAAACUAAUGAACUUUCAAUUGAUGAAUUGCAGAGUGGUGGUCGCGGAAGAGGGAUAGGGAGAAGGAGAGGAAACAGUUCUGGUGGUGGGAGGCACUCACACCAGAAAUUUGAAGAAAAUUCUUCAAAUUCUCAAGGAAGGGGAAGAAAUCUUGACAACAACAAUAAUUCAGGUCAUUGUAAGCCGAAGCCAGUAGACAAGUUAAAGGUUGAAUGCUACAGAUGUCAUAGGUAUGGCCAUUAUAAAUCAAAAUGUAGAACUAACUUAAAUAGAGAUGGUGGAAGACAGUCUGAUUUUGCAGAAAAUGAAGAAGAGAUUUCCAUGUUAAUGGCCUAUCAAGAGAAGGAACAGGUGGCAGAAGAAAUUCAGCAGAAUAUCUGGUACUUAGACACUGGUUGCAGCAAUUAUAUGUGCGGAAACAAGUCAGCUUUCUCCACAUUAGAUGAGUCAUAUCGAGAUUUUGUGAAGUUCAAGAAUAAUUCAAAAAUUGCAUCCAUGGGAAAAUGA
Molecule: messenger RNA, 756 nt
Organism: Capsicum annuum
Lineage: Eukaryota; Viridiplantae; Streptophyta; Magnoliopsida; Solanales; Solanaceae
Exons: 2
Coding region: 1-756 (251 amino acids)
Molecular function (GO): nucleic acid binding; zinc ion binding
Source: RefSeq, a predicted model, not a curated record